AUGGCGGACACCACAGAAUAUGACAACAAUGAACAGGCCAGUUGCUUUGAGGAGUUUCCAAAUGUCAGAGUUAUUAUAGACUGCACCGAGCUGUUUGCAGAAACCCCAAGUGCGUUAGGUGCCCACAAACAAUUCCAUUCAAAUUAUAAACAUCAUUCUACAGUGAUGUUCUUAGUGGGGAUGAACUCUGGUGGAGCCAUUACACAUAUCUCAGAUAUGUAUGGAGGAAGAGCACGUGAUAAGUUUAUAACGAAUGAAUCACAUGAUCUCCUAAACAGUCUAAACCCAGGAGAGAAGGUCAUGGAAGACCGCGGUUUUACGAUUGCAGAAGAUCUUCCUGUUGGAGUAAAGCUGAUCAUUCCCUCUUUCAAGCACAAAGACAAUUCCCAGUUUUCGAAAACCGAGCUCAAGAACAAUAAAAAGAUAUCUGAAGCUCGUGUUCAUAUUGAAAGAGCAAUUAGAAGAAUAAAGCAAUUUCAGAUCUUGAAGCAAGAGAUGAAGCUUACUCAAAUAGAUAUUUACUGUAAUAUUGUUAAGGCAUGUGCAUAUCUGGUGAACUUUCAAGACCCCUUCUUAAAAGUCGAAUGA
Dreissena polymorpha is the source of this 588-nucleotide messenger RNA. RefSeq lists its product as uncharacterized. NCBI's taxonomy places the organism in Eukaryota, Metazoa, Mollusca, Bivalvia, Myida, Dreissenidae. The record is from RefSeq and is a predicted model, not a curated record. Bases 1 to 588 code for a protein of 195 amino acids. The transcript has a single exon.